AUGAAGUCUAAAUAAGUGAUUCCUAAAGGAAAACAUGCAUUUGAUUGUAAUGGUUAGACAUUCAUAGUCGAUGACAAAUAUUAAUUUAUAAAAUAAAUUGGACAUGGAGCUUAUGGAGUUGUGUGUUCAGCCUUGAACAAGAAAAGUCAACAAUUAGUGGCAAUUAAAAAAAUAUCAGACGCAUUUUCUGAUCUUAUCGAUGCAAAAAGAAUUGUGAGAGAAAUUAAACUUUUAAGUAAUUUAUUUCUUAGUAUUAUUCAUUAGAAUUCUUUGAUCAUGAGAAUAUCGUUUCGCUUCUUGAUUUGUAAAAACCAGAACAUCCAUAGAAUUAUAAAGACAUAUACAUUAUUACUGAUCUUAUGGAAACAGAUUUGCAUAGAGUUAUUUAUUCAAAACAAGAAUUAACAGAUGAGCACAUUCAAUAUUUUCUAUAUUAAGCAUUAAGAGGAUUAUUGUACAUUCACUCUGCUAAUAUAAUCCAUAGAGAUCUUAAACCAAGUAAUCUACUUUUGAAUAAGAACUGUGAUUUAAAAAUAUGUGAUUUUGGAUUGGCUCGUGGUUAUGAAGAUGAAGGUGAAUUUAAAACAGAGUAAUAUUAUCUAUUUAUAUAGAUAUGUAGUAACUCGGUGGUAUAGGGCACCUGAAGUUAUCUUGAAUGCUUCUGAAUAUAAUAAAUCAGUUGAUAUCUAUGCACUUGGUUGCAUUUUAGCUGAAUUAUUGGGUAGACAACCACUAUUUCCUGGCGAAGAUUAUCUAGAUUAAGUUUAAAGAAUAAUCUAGGUUUUAGGAACACCAAUAAAUGAUGAUGUUCGAUUUAUUGGUAACAAAAAUGCCCUCACUUAUUUGAAAAGUCUACCUAAAAAGCCUAAAUAGUAAUGGAAGAAUUUGUAUCCUCAUGCAUAACCCUUGGCUCUAGAUUUAUUAGAUAAAAUGGUUACUUUUAACCCAGACAAGCGUUUGACAGUCUAAGAGUGUUUAGCACAUCCUUAUUUUGAAGGACUUCACAACCCUGAAGAAGAACCAAUCUGUGAAUGCACUUUUGAUUGGGGAUGGGAUAGUUUUAAACCAUCUGAAGCUAUACUUAAAUAAAUGGUAUAUGAGGAAUCAUUGUCAUUUCAUCCACUUAAGUGAUUUAUUUUUAU
Molecule: messenger RNA, 1142 nt
Organism: Paramecium sonneborni
Lineage: Eukaryota; Ciliophora; Oligohymenophorea; Peniculida; Parameciidae
Source: the annotation of a GenBank genome assembly